Molecule: messenger RNA, 861 nt
Organism: Clavispora lusitaniae ATCC 42720
Lineage: Eukaryota; Fungi; Ascomycota; Pichiomycetes; Serinales; Metschnikowiaceae
Gene: ASH2
Product: Ash2p
Cellular component (GO): Set1C/COMPASS complex
Molecular function (GO): protein binding; transcription cis-regulatory region binding
Source: RefSeq, a predicted model, not a curated record
AUGCGAGAGGGUUGCCAUUACUUCGAAUAUGACAUUGUGCGCGGUAACGAAGGGCGCGCACAUGUGCGAGUGGGCAUUGCGCGGCGCGAAGCCGCCUUGGAGGCUCCGGUUGGUUUUGACGGCUACGGCUAUGGCAUGCGCGACGUGGGCGGCGAGAAGAUCACCUUGAGCCGCCCGCGCGCCUACAUGCCACCUGAAGAGGGCGGAUUCAAAACAGGCGACACGUUGGGCAUUUUGGUCGAGCUUCCACAACAAAGCACAGUCCAGGCGCUCGAGAGCUCACAAAACAAUUCUCCAAACCCAUCGCAUGUUUCUUCCAAGAAGGGCUCUAAGGAGAAUUCAGCAACGCCAGACAAGACAAACGAGUACCUCGGCGCAGUGCGUGACCAGCUCCCCAUCAAAUACAAGAACGGGCUUUAUUUUGAGCAGUUUGAGUAUACCCCAACGAAACAGAUGGCGCAUCUUCUCAACCCCGUAACGGUGUUUGGAGAAAAAGCAGUGCUUCAUACCUCAGACACUGCACACAUUCCAACUUUACCUGGGUCCCGCAUUGUGGUGUUCAAAAAUGGGGUAUGUAUGGGUCCCAUGUUUGAAAAUCUCUUUCUGUUCUCACCUCUGGGGGCUGCGCAACUGCUGAAUCCAUCUUAUAACCAUACCGACGAUGGCUCUUUAGGCUAUUACCCAAUGAUGUCUGUGUUUCUGGGGGGUAUUGUUCGGCUCAAUGCUGGCCCGGACUUCAAGUACCCUGUUCCAGAGGGUGCUCGUCCACUAUGCGAACGCUAUGAUGAAAAAAUUGUUGAGGAAUGGAUGUGGGAUUUGGUCGAUGAGGUAGAGGCACUGUACCUCGAUAGCUUCGAAUAG